AAUCAUAAUCAAAUAUGGCUAGGCAAACCUCUCCUCUGCAAUUCCUCCUUCUCCUUUUCACCUUUCUAGCUCAGACAGAUAACUUCAUAGCAGCUGAACAUAUCUAUACUCCCUUCAACCGGAGUUCUUUUCCAAAAGAUUUCAUCUUCGGAACUGCAUCCGCUGCUUACCAGUAUGAAGGUGCUGUACAUAUAGAUGGGAGGGGCCCUAGUAUAUGGGAUACCUUCACUCACAAGUACCCAGAAAGAAUAACGGACAGGAGCAAUGGAGAUGUUGCAGAUGAUUUUUACCACCAUUACAAGGAAGACGUGAAGAAAAUGAAUACAGAUGCUUUUAGAUUCUCCAUUUCGUGGUCUAGAAUACUACCCCGUGGAAAGUUAAGGGGAGUGAACAAGCAAGGAAUAAAUUUUUACAAUAAUCUCAUUGACGAGCUACUUUCAAACGGUUUGCAACCCUUUGUGACUAUCUUUCAUUGGGAUCUUCCUCAGGCCUUGGAAGAUGAGUAUGGUGGCUUUUUAAGCCCUCGCAUUGUGGACGAUUUUCGAGACUUCGCUGAAGUUUGCUUCACAGAAUUUGGUGAUCGCGUGAAGCAUUGGAUCACUCUAAAUGAGCCAUGGACCUUUAGUAGUUAUGGUUAUGACUCAGGCUUGAUAGCACCAGGCCGUUGUUCCCAAUGGGUAAAUGCAGCAUGUCAGGCGGGAAACUCCGCCACUGAACCUUACAUUGUCGGCCACCAUCUGCUACUUUCUCAUGCCGCAGCCAUCGAACUAUACAAGCAAAAAUACCAAGUUAUUAAUUUCCAGCUCUUCAAUUCUCGUUGUUUCCUGUAUAUAUGUCUUUGCCAAUUAAAUGUUUCUCUCCGCUUAACACAAAUUUUGAUUGUUGCAUGUUCUUAUUUAGGCUAUUCAAAAGGGCAACAUUGGUGUAACAUUGCUGUCUCACUGGAUGGUACCUUACUCCAAAAAGAAACCUGAUGUUGAGGCAGCUUACAGAGCCAUUGAUUUCAUGUUUGGAUGCAUGAGAAGUAUUGUGUGACAGAAACUCCCAAAGUUCACCAAGGAGCAAUCAGAUAUGGUGAAAGGAUCUUUUGAUUUUAUCGGUAUAAAUUAUUACGCUGCAUAUUAUGCAGCUAACAUUCCUGUUGCCAAUACAGUCAACAUUAGCUACACAACAGAUUCUCUUGCUAAUUUGACCGUUAAGCACACCUAAAAUAAAUUUAAAAAACCGAUUAAAUUUACUACUGAUUAAAACAUCUGUUCAUGACAUUAAUCUUCGUUCUC
Molecule: messenger RNA, 1280 nt
Organism: Mangifera indica (mango)
Lineage: Eukaryota; Viridiplantae; Streptophyta; Magnoliopsida; Sapindales; Anacardiaceae
Product: cyanogenic beta-glucosidase-like
Biological process (GO): carbohydrate metabolic process
Molecular function (GO): beta-glucosidase activity
Source: RefSeq, a predicted model, not a curated record